CUCUCUCUCUCUCUCUCUCUCUCUCUCUCAUAAAGCUAAAAAAGCAGGGAAAAAAAACUUUUUUAUUCUCGCCUUUUUUUUCUUUUUUACCAGAUCUCUCCCACUUUAAUCCGCUUCUGCUUCAUUACAAUCUUGCACAAUGGAGACCUGCGUUGUACCGUACACACCAUCUCAUCAUUCCUGCAAUGAUGCUGCUUUUGCUCCUCCUCCCUCCCCAACCCCGUCUCCAGCCUCCGCCAGUGUCGAACAUGGCAAGAAGAGCAUAAAAGACACCAGCAACGACAGCAUAAACCUUCAAAAAGACGGUAACAGUAGCCCUGCAACCAUAGAAAACAGGGCCGCCCCUACUACACCUCGUCCCUGUCCAAAACCCAUCAAUCAACUACACCGCCGACUCUCCCGAUACCCGUCCACGACUUUAUCUGAUCUGAUUCCUGCUGCCACAGCCGCUCUCAAAGCUUCACAACAACUCAAAGAAAGCGAGAAAAAGCAGCAACAGCAACAGCAACAGCAACAGGAAGAAACCGAAGUAGCAGGCACUACGUUUGCACGAGCGCUUGCCAAAGUCAGAAUCCAGGUCAAGACUCAACGCUUGAAAGAGAAAUAUCUGACUCAUGAAUGGAUACGGCUUGCACUGGGUCUCCCAGUCGACGAAUCGAUCAUUAACAACACAAAGUACCCCUUGCCGCCCAUGAAGAGGAAACAGCGUGUGGAUACUACUAGUAGUGCGACAAACAACAACAACAAGGGAGACAAAGCGUUGGAGACAACAACAACAACAACAGCAAGUGAGAACAAAAAGAGCAUACGGAUGGUUGCUUUAAAAAGCUUAAACGGUCGCACAGGCGAGAUUGCGACUUGGUAUGAGUGGAAGAUCGAUAAAUCAAAGUUCACCGUGGAAGAGGUUGAGACCAAAGUGGAUCGAUUACGAACGAGAAUACAGGAGAAGAAGCAGCAACAGCAACAUCAACAGCAACAACCCCAACAGCUGGUCGCCAUUGCUGCUGAUGCUUGAUUAAUAGUCCCAUUCGUCAUAAUUCGUUCAUCACCUUUGGGUUUCGUACAUGCUUGUGUGUAUCUGUAAAUAAUUUCCUUUCGCAACCCCUCCCCCUUGCCCCACCAUAAAACACACACCUCCUUUUUGCUUCUCUAGUCCAGUGCAUGUCAUUCCCAGUUUCAACAAUCCUAUAGUAAUAAUAAUAUAUAUAUACAAAAUCGUG
Molecule: messenger RNA, 1220 nt
Organism: Zychaea mexicana
Lineage: Eukaryota; Fungi; Mucoromycota; Mucoromycetes; Mucorales; Lichtheimiaceae
Exons: 1
Coding region: 140-1015 (291 amino acids)
Source: RefSeq, a predicted model, not a curated record